GCGCGGGGUUAGUCCGGCUUUUACCUGGCCAAUUAUCGAACAAUUUCAUAAUCGGAUUCUCGACAAACGACAACGACCCGGGACGAAGACGAAUCGGGUGAAUUUCUUUCGAACGAAGUGUUUGCGGUGGAUUUUUUUAUUCGUGUGUGAAAAAAAAAUAGUAUUCUCGAAAGGGAUGCAGCUGAAGGUUUGACUUUUUACUUGGUGAAUUCAAUGAGAAGCGAUUAACGAAUCAAUUAUUUACCGCUCAGACGUAACAGUGAAGGUGAUUGAUUGGCAGGUUGACGUACCCGACGACUAGGGGAUAUGUAUAAGUUCGGUGAAUCCAAACUUUCGUGUGUUCCAACUCUGAUAUCAUUUCUUAUCGUAGGAUAUUAUAAAAUUAAUCCCCGGUUCCUUAAAUGUCCUAAAUUUUGGUUUUAAGUAAGUUUUCCGUAUACUUGAUCCCUACGAUAAUAUUAACAGUAAUUAUCGUCAAAGGUGUGAUAAAAUAUUCUUGUGAUGCUAAUUGGUUAACAAAAUCGUGAACAUAAAGCAAGAUAAAUCAAAUUUUUUUUCUAAAAACUUCACCGGCUUUAUCAGCAAACGAUCGCCAUGCCGCCCCAGGAGAAAUUCGAAAGCCAAGUGCCGGAAUGUGUUGCCGAAAAUAAGGAAACUUGCCCGAAUCUUGUGGGCAACGUUACCACUACUACUACUACUACUACUACUACUCAAGAAACCAUCCCCCAAUUGACGGUGACGGCGAGUGACACGAAGAAUGGCGAAGGGACGAACAAAGACAUGGAUUUUGACGACCUCCUACCAUACGUAGGAGAAUUCGGACUUUAUCAAAAGAUACUUUUCAUCCUCAUGAUUCCAUUUGCUUUCUUCGUAGCCUGGGUUUAUUUUUCUCAAAUUUUCAUCACACUGAUACCCGAAGAACAUUGGUGUCGUGUUCCAGAGUUGGCCAACUUAACGGUCGAUCAAAGAAUAGCACUGGCUAUACCGCUGGCAUCGGCGGUUGGGAGCGGCGAAGAAUCGUUCACUUCGUAUUCCAGGUGUGCCGUUUACGCGGUCAACUUUACGGAACUACUGGAACAAGGCGUACAAGUUGCCGAUCCGUCCUGGCCGAUCGAGAAGUGCCAACACGGAUGGGAAUUCAAUUUCACCGAAAUACCCUAUCCCAGUAUCGCGGUUGAGUUGGAAUGGGUGUGCGACAACGCGGCACUGCCGUCACUCGCCCAGAGUAUAUUCUUCGUUGGCGCGAUAUUCGGAGGAUUGAUAUUCGGGUGGAUCGCCGAUAGGUACGGUAGAAUUCCGGCCCUUGUAGGAACCAACAUGGCCGGUUUUGUUGCCGGUAUCGCUACGGUGUUCACUACAAGUUUUUGGCAGUUUUCGCUCUGCCGGUUUCUCGUUGGAUUGGCUUUUGACAACUGUUUCACCAUGAUGUAUAUUCUCGUUCUCGAAUACGUGGGCCCCAAGUGGCGAACGUUCGUCGCCAACAUGUCGAUCGCGUUGUUCUUUACCGCCGCUUCGUGUCUUCUGCCGUGGAUAGCAUACUUUUUGGCCGACUGGCGUCUCACUUGCAUCGUAACAUCUACGCCCCUCGUCUUAGCCUUGGCAACGCCAUGGCUGGUCCCGGAAAGUGCGAGAUGGCUCGUCAGUCAGGGUAAAGUAGAUAGGGCUAUCUCGAUACUGAGGAAGUUUGAACGUAUCAACGGCAAAACCGUCCCCGAGAAUGUCUACCAGGAUUUCAAAGAAACCUGUGCAAAACUCCAGAAGGAAGAAGAGUCCGACAAAACCUACUCCGUGUUGGAUCUAUUCUCGACGCCACGGUUACGGAACAUCACUAUCCUCCUGAUAAUCAUUUGGAUGGCAAUUUCGCUAGUUUUCGACGGUCACGUGCGAAACGUCGGAAGCUUGGGUCUCAACGUCUUUAUGACCUUCACGGUAGCUUCCGCUACCGAACUUCCGGCGGACACUUUCCUGACGGCGGUUUUGGACCGAUGGGGUCGCCGAUGGCUAGCUUUUGGCUCGAUGUUUCUCUCAGGGAUCUUCAGCCUCUGGGCCGCCGCUGUUCCAACAGGUCUUUAUUCGGCGAGUUUGGCCAUCAUGGGACGUUUCUGCGUCAACAUAUCGUACAACAUCGGGCUCCAGUACGCCGCGGAACUUCUUCCGACGGUGGUCAGAGCCCAGGGUGUAGCGCUUAUUCACAUAAUGGGUUACGUCGCCAGCAUCGUCGCGCCUUUCAUCGUCUACAUGGCCGUUAUAUCGCCGGUGUUGCCGCUGCUCGUUCUCGGCGUAGUCGCGAUUGUUGGGGGUGGUUUGGCUCUCUUCUUACCGGAAACACUCGAUAAGGAGUUGCCUCUGACUCUGCAGGACGGCGAAGAUUUUGGAAAGGAUCAGGGAAUGUGGGACAUGCCUUGUCUAGCGAAGAAACACGACGACGAAGAAUCUCCGCCGCCGUUGACGAGAUCGUUCGCCCGAGGUAGCGUUCGCGGUUCGAUGAGGGCGUCUCUGCGCGGCGAAACGCUCCGCAGCAGCAUGAUCAGGAGAUCGAGCGUACGGUCGCGACGGGGUCCUGCCGCAGCUAUAACGGAGGAAAUGAAAGGAAACCAAAUAAACGCGACUCAUUGUCAGUAUGUUCCACCCCUCGCGGAUGCGAUCGCAGCGUCGAAAGUCUAGUGAAACCAAUCGGAUUGAGACUCUCGAGAGUCCCGGUGGCUUGGGAAUUGUAAAUAUGUACCAUAUACCCCCAUAAAUACGUAAAGACAAUGAAUUCGUAUAGUUAGUAAUUUACGAUACUCGUUACUCGCAGUUGUAUUCGGCAUUUGGUCGUAGAUAUCUAUGGUCGUAGUUUCGAAAAGCUGGCUGCUACCUGUUAUUUUUUUAAUACAGUGAAUAUAAUAUUAUUAUCGACUAA
Athalia rosae (coleseed sawfly) is the source of this 2902-nucleotide messenger RNA. RefSeq names its product organic cation transporter protein-like. The record is from RefSeq and is a predicted model, not a curated record. Gene Ontology annotation, molecular function: transmembrane transporter activity. Gene Ontology annotation, biological process: transmembrane transport. NCBI's taxonomy places the organism in Eukaryota, Metazoa, Arthropoda, Insecta, Hymenoptera, Athaliidae. Bases 595 to 2664 code for a protein of 689 amino acids. Gene Ontology annotation, cellular component: membrane. The transcript is spliced from 8 exons.